Zophobas morio is the source of this 1623-nucleotide messenger RNA. RefSeq lists its product as uncharacterized. The record is from RefSeq and is a predicted model, not a curated record. Gene Ontology annotation, cellular component: nucleus. The coding region runs from base 107 to 1519 and encodes 470 amino acids. The transcript has 7 exons. NCBI's taxonomy places the organism in Eukaryota, Metazoa, Arthropoda, Insecta, Coleoptera, Tenebrionidae.
GCCAUAUUUAAAUAAAAUGGUGGAUGUUUUUAUUUCACUACACAUGUUAUUAGUGUCAAUCUAAUCACAUUAUAUUAAAUGUUCAUCAGCGAAAAUUAUACACACGAUGUCGGACAAUCGAAAAGUUUUAGUAGCUAAGCGUAAAAACCAAAGAAACCAUUAUCCGAAUCCUGUACAAAAUUCCAAAUGUGGAGAAGAAUUCCAAAGUUCUCGACGUGGUACAAAACGACCGGGCUUGUGUAAUGACGCAUCUAAAAGAAAUUUAGCGAAUGACAGGCUGAAGAGACUGCGUACGUCCUUGAAUGAAGAAGUGCAAAAAUCUUCCCAUGAACGAUAUAAACCUAGUUCUUGUGCCUCUGCUUCAAGUACUGCAUUAUAUAAAGCUAAUGUAAUGCGAAAGCGACCAAUCAAUGAGCCGUCUGCGCAAGCUGUGUCUAUAAAAUUGCCUAAACAACAAGAAACUGGACAAUCUCGAGUAAAUGCAUCAUAUUCAAAUGCGUUUGUUUUCAAGGAGGAGUAUUUAACCCAGAAGAAAGUUUUUAAUGCAGCUGUAUUCGAUCGUAAAGAAACCUUUGCAACUGCAGUUACCACUCAAUGUAAUGAAGAUAUGGAGUGGUCUACGACUGAUGACUUGACUAGUACAACAAAUGACGUAAAUAGUACUUCUCAAAGUAGAAAAAUUAAAAACAAAUUUUUCAUUGUCGUCGACACCAACAUAUUUUUAUCACAUUUACAACUCAUUAAAAACAUUGUAACUAUGAGUGUUAAAGGUGAGGUGAGACCUGUCAUAUUUAUUCCAUGGAUAGUUAUUGAAGAGUUGGAUUUUAUAAAAGAAGACACCAGAAAAACCAACCUCAAGUUAAAAGCUCAGGAAGCUAUUAAAUACGUAGAAAAAACCAUGGCCAGCAAAGAUGAUAGAAUGCAGGGUCAAACGCUGAGUGAAGUAAAUGAACAAAAAAGCGUUGGAAAAAGUCAAGAUAACAAAAUCAUUGCAUGUUGCUUGCAGGUGUCAGAAAAAUACGAAAAUAUGAUUUUGCUUACUGCUGAUGUGAAUUUAAAGAACAAAGCUCACUUUAAUAGUAUUCCAGUAUGUUCCCAUACGGACAUAAUGACGAAAAUAUCAGCAUUCAAUCUUACCAAAAUGCAAGCCAUGAUGCAAACAAUGACUAGUCUGUGCAAUAUGGUUAUUUUUAAGUGUGCUGAAAAUGCAUAUGGUUCAGCUUGCACUAAGAUGUCAAUCUGUCACCCCUCACCAAAGUCACUACAAGAGUGUAUAUCAAGAUUCACAAAGUACUGGUUUCCAGUAUUUCAAGAGGUUUUGAUGAAACAGUUUAAAAAGUCAGUGGAUGAUUUAUCAGUUUUUUUAGUCAAACAUCCAAGUAUUAGUGAUAAUUCAAGUGAAGUUAAUGAACUUGUAAGGCUUUGUGUUAGAGUUUGUCUAUUUCUGAAAGAUGUGGAAAGUUGCAAGGACUCUGUUGAAAACACAAUUCGUGACUUAAAUACUAUUAAAGAAUCAUAACAUAGGCGUUAUUUGGAUUGUACAUAUAAAUUUAAAUUUUUUCAUAAAUUGUACAUCACACCGCAUAUUCUGAUUGUGUGAUAAAUAAAAUAGUUGUAUUUUUA